UCGAUUUGUCGUUAACUUGAAGUUAAACUGAAUUAGUUUUGUUAAAAAUGGAGGAAACUCAGGAGGAGUCUGGGCCCGCCAUCACAAAAUGCUGCAACAACAUGAAUAAUUUCCGCAGCUGCGUUGUCCAGAACAUAUUCAUGGUCUCCAGUCUGCUGUCUGUCGCUCUGGGGAUCCUUUUUGGCCUGAUUGCCAAAGCCUGCUUCACUCUGUCAGAGCGGGAAGAGUUCUACAUCGGCUUUCCGGGAGAAGUUCUCAUCAAUCUGCUUAAGUUGGUUACGGUACCUCUCAUUGUGACCAGUGUGAUAACAGGAGUCUCUGCUCUGAGUGUUGGCACCUCCAGGAAGAUAGCCAUGCGUGCGGCAGUGUACUUUGUCUCCACGACUUUUGUGUCUGUGACUAUAGGACUGAUACUGGUCCUGCUGAUGAAGCCCGGAGCUGCUUACACCAUCAGCAAAAGCAAGGCAGAAGACGCGAAAAGUUUCACCACCGUGGACGCCUUGUUGGAUCUCGUGAGGAACAUGAUACCGCAGAAUCUGAUCCAGGCUUGCUUCCAACAGUACAAGACGGAAAGGCUGGAGUUUGGAGUGCACACAGUUGACCCAAAUUCCAGUGCGGACACGAACGUCACCGAGGUGCAACUGGUGGGUCACUACGUUGAUGGAGUCAACACGCUGGGCCUGAUUGUGUACUCCUUCCUCUUCGGACUGACCCUGAAGUGGAUGGGAGAAAGAGGGGAAACCCUUGCGUACUUCUUCAUCAUUCUCAACGAGAUGACCAAAAACGUGGUCAACUGGAUUUUGUGCUACCUGCCGGUGGGAGUUCUGUUCAUGAUUGCGAGCCACGUCAUCAAGGUUCACGACUGGGAAACCACCUACAAACUGGGGAAGUUCAUGGCGGUGGUUGUUAUUGGGCUCAUAAUCCACGCAGUAUUAGUUCUACCAACGCUUUAUCUUCUGUGCGUGAGACGCAACCCAUGGGGCAUCAUUAAGGGAGUUUCUCCUGCCUUACUGACCGCAGUGCUCAUCUCGUCCAGCUCCGCCACGCUGCCGAUCACCUUCCGAUGCUGCGAGGAGAAAAACAAGGUCGACUGCAGGAUCAGCCGCUUCAUGCUGCCCAUCGGGACCAACAUCAACAUGGACGGGACGGUCCUUUACGAGGUGGUCGCAGUGGUUUUCAUCGCCCAACUCAACAACAUCAAUCUGAACAUGAGCCAGAUAACCACCAUCGUUUUGACAGCAGCAGUCUCCAGUACAGGAGCCGCAGGGAUCCCGGCGACAGGAGCGGUGACCACCCUCUUUGUUCUGUCUGCAGUCGGUUUACCUGCAAAGGAAGCGUCCAUCUUGGUGGUUGUAGAAUGGCUGCUAGACCGCUGCAACACUGUCGUCAACGUUUUGAGCGACUGCAUCGGCGUGGCGCUCGUCGACCAAAUGUCCCAAAAGGAACUGGCGCAAAUGGAGGAACAUCAGAAUCGGACGAGGUGACGGCCCGGAUGGUUUAAUACAAUACUCAAUACUCGGAUAAAGGAGGGAAAGGUUGACGGAGC
Messenger RNA from Morone saxatilis (striped sea-bass), 1546 nucleotides. RefSeq names its product excitatory amino acid transporter 3-like. Gene Ontology annotation, molecular function: glutamate:sodium symporter activity; L-cysteine transmembrane transporter activity; L-glutamate transmembrane transporter activity. Gene Ontology annotation, biological process: L-glutamate transmembrane transport. The transcript is spliced from 12 exons. The record is from RefSeq and is a predicted model, not a curated record. Gene Ontology annotation, cellular component: plasma membrane. Bases 48 to 1484 code for a protein of 478 amino acids. NCBI's taxonomy places the organism in Eukaryota, Metazoa, Chordata, Actinopteri, Moronidae.